AUGUCAGUGACCAUUACACGAGCUGAACAGAAAUUCAUCUAUUUUCUUGAUGGAAUCCGCGGCACCAAAAAGCAAUGUCAUGUUGAUAAUCAAUGCCAAGAAGAAGUCAACAAGUUAUACAAAACAAUUGAUAAAUCCCAAGAGCUCAAGCUCACAGUAGAUUCUAAAGAAGUUGUUUAUGCCGGAAACUUCCAAAACAGCGAACCAAAUGUCAGUGAAGCUGUUCAAAACACUGUAAAGAAUUCGCCAUUUUACGAUUUUGCUAUCAAGCCAGAGUACAAGCUCAUUGGUGUUGUAAUAAAGGCCUUUAAGACAGGCAGAAUAUUUUUCGCCUGCGUUAUUCGUCGUGAUCAUAAUGAUGAGUCAAAACCACAACCACAACAAAAUGCAAAUCCUAAUCAGAAGAAAGGUAAGAACCAUAACAAGUUUUCUGCAUAUAAGGCUUCAAAUGAGAGUCAAAAGCCUUCAAUUGAAAGAUACGAAGAUGGUCGCCCAAAGGAAAGGUCCAUUGAGAAUCUUUGCGUCUAUCUUAUCAACGAUUUCUUAGAGAAAAACGGAAAGGAAUCUCUCAGGUACCAUCAGAGAGCCUACAACAUCAUGUCUAAGUAUCAUCAGGAGGCUUAUGCCAAUAUGAAGCCAUUAAGCCGCUCAAACCUUCUUGA
Trichomonas vaginalis G3 is the source of this 662-nucleotide messenger RNA. RefSeq lists its product as uncharacterized. The record is from RefSeq and is a predicted model, not a curated record. The transcript has a single exon. The annotation marks the transcript as partial. NCBI's taxonomy places the organism in Eukaryota, Parabasalia, Trichomonadida, Trichomonadidae.